CUCUCUCCCGCUCGCUCAGACUUGUCCACCAUAUCCUCCCCUCCCGAACCUUGCCGUUCGUUCCUCCCGGUCCCGCCAGAAUUCUAUCUAUCCAGAGAGCACCCUGCUUUGGCCUCCGACUAGCACAGCCUCUGCUUCGGUCUCAUCGAAGAAAGAGCUCCCCGGUUGGCGUGUCUUGGUCCUGGCCUAGCUCGGCCGGUCGUCAUGGUGAGCUACGCCCUCGCCGUGCCCAAGCCGGUCGUCGCCUUCUGCCAGCUGCUCGGCGUCAUCAGGGACGCCUUCCUGCUGAUGCUAGCCGUCGUGGGGCUCUGGCCCGUCCCGCACGGUGACGGAUCGCGCGGCCCCGCGGCCGUGCCCAAGCCCGCGGAGGUGAAGGCCCGGCUCCCCGCCGUGGCGUACGGCGAGCUCGUGGCCGAGCGGUUGCUGUCGUCGCCGCCACCGGUGGCGUCCCCGGGCGGCGAGGAGGAGGCCGCGGCGGCGCCGACGUGCAUCGUGUGCCUGGAGAAUGUGGAGGCGGGGCACGAGGUGCGGCGGCUGGGCAACUGCGCGCACGCCUUCCACCGCGGCUGCAUCGACCGGUGGAUCGACCAGGGCCGGGCGACGUGCCCGCUGUGCCGGUCCGAUCUGCUGCCGCGCCCGCGGGCCCGGGCCCGGCUGGCCAGCCUCCUCACGCGCGUUUGGUGAGAAGGCCCGCGGGUUCGGUCCUCUUGGUCUUGGAGGGCAGUUUUGUCUUUUCGACGUACGGCCGGGACUCGAUCGCCGUCGCAGCCCAGCUCUAGGUGGAGCCGCCGGAAUGGCGCGGCGCGGACAGGUUAGCGACGGCGACAUGGCCGCCGGGCGGUAUAACGGCGGCUCUGCUAUCAGCCAACCAUUAAUCAUCAAUUGGUGGGGCUUAAUUGGCAGCUGUUUAGCUCGAUCCAUCUGACAGUUGAUGAUGGUAAUCGACCUCUCGAAGGAUUAUCCGGCAACUAAUUAAUUAACUCAAUGAAUAUUGUACAUGCAUAGUGCUAUAGUAUCAUCAGCCAUAUCCAUUGUACACGGACUUCUCUCUCUCUCCACCUUCUACUAUUAUGUAUAUAUGUAUGUAAGACACGAAUAAUGUUGAUGGACCGGACAGGCGACCAGAAGGGGGUUGAAUGAGAGUCUGAAA
Molecule: messenger RNA, 1150 nt
Organism: Panicum virgatum (switchgrass)
Lineage: Eukaryota; Viridiplantae; Streptophyta; Magnoliopsida; Poales; Poaceae
Product: brassinosteroid-responsive RING protein 1-like
Exons: 1
Coding region: 205-684 (159 amino acids)
Biological process (GO): protein ubiquitination
Molecular function (GO): ubiquitin protein ligase activity
Source: RefSeq, a predicted model, not a curated record